UUUUCCCUUUUCUUCACCAAAACGCAAGUCCUUUUCGUUGCAUGAAACAUUUACUGAAUCUCGUGCGUUACACGAAAACACAAGGCUGUUUUGUUUUCUUUGCUUUUGUUGGUUAAUUUGUUGAUUGAUUCUGUUACAUGUCUGCUUUCAUAUCAAUGAUUGGUUCUACAUUUUAUAUUUUAUUUCUUUUCCUUUCUCUAAAUUGAACUAAACUUUGUCUUGUGUUGUCUUUUCAUGAAAAGAAUCUUGUUGUUGCUGACGCUUCAUAUUGAAGGUUUGUCUGGUGUUUGACACGUGUCGUUGUCAGCCACCGAUGAGUGUGGUUAUAUUUAAUGACGUCUAUUUUUCUUAGAGGGUGUCUAGUUAAGGAAGCAAAUAUAGUAAUAAUGUCUUGAAACAUAUGUUAAUAUUGUGUCUCGUAUCCGUGUCUGUAUUAGUUGAAGUUGCUUGUAGUUGAAGCCAUUGGUAGCUAUAACUUGACAAUGUUGUGUUACUUAAAUUGGUGGAUUUUGUAUUGACUAUUAAGGAGUCGUGUUGUGUGUUGAAAAAUUACUUUUAAAUGAGUGGAAAAGAUUGAGAAGUUGUUUGGAAAGUGGAAACUGGAACAUCGAAGACGAUACCUUAACUCGUUUCUAUUUAUAGCAUUUGGAAUUGGUGUCUAUCUGCAACUUUUCAUGUUAUUUGUUUUUGUUGAUUUAGUACUUGAACAAAGAUAAGAUUGGUUUGGUUUUUUUUUUUUUUUUUAUAAGAAAGAGUGAGUUGAUAUGGGGGGACGAAGUUCCAAGGAAGAAAGUUGGAGGCAGAGUUCAAAUUCUUGGAGGGAAUAUAUCGAUCCACAAUCGAGUUAUGGUCAGGGGAGUUAUGCUUAUGAAUAUGAUCCACAUCCCUCUUAUUCUUCUUCGCAGCUGUAUUAUAACCCGCCUCCUCCAAGUUACUAUGGUGCUGGCGAGUUUUAUGAGAGUCGUAGAGUGGCCUUUGAUGAAGGUACAAAGUUGCAAAGGAAAUACUCAAGAAUUGCUGAUAAUUACAAUUCCAUAGAUGAGGUUACCGAGGCUCUUGGACGUGCAGGCCUUGAAUCUUCCAAUCUUAUUGUUGGUGUUGAUUUCACAAAGAGCAAUGAGUGGACAGGGAAGAAUUCAUUUCGCAGACAAAGCUUGCAUCAUACUGGGAGUGAUCUAAAUCCCUAUGAACAAGCAAUAUCAAUUAUUGGGAAAACCAUGGCAGAAUUUGAUGACGAUAACUUGAUACCUUGUUUUGGAUUUGGAGACGCAUCAACGCAUGAUCAAGAUGUAUUCAGUUUCUAUCCUGAUGGAAGUUUUUGCAAUGGAUUUGAAGACGUGCUGAGUCGGUAUAGGGAAAUUGUUCCUCAUCUUCGACUUGCAGGUCCUACCUCAUUUGGGCCAAUAGUUGAAAUGGCCAUGACAAUUGUUGAGCAGAGUGGGGGUCAGUACCAUGUUUUGGUGAUAAUAGCAGAUGGCCAGGUAACAAGAAGUGUUGACACUGAGUAUGGAAAACUAAGUCCACAGGAACAGAAGACUAUGGAUGCCAUUGUCCGGGCUAGUAAGCUUCCUCUUUCAAUUAUAUUGGUUGGUGUUGGAGAUGGACCAUGGGACAUGAUGAAAGAAUUUGACGAUAAUAUUCCAUCUCGUGCCUUCGAUAAUUUCCAGUUUGUGAAUUUCACGGAGAUUAUGUCAAAGAAUACACCUCCUUCACGAAAAGAAGCAGCAUUUGCACUUGCAGCAUUGAUGGAAAUUCCUUCUCAGUAUAAGGCAGCAAUAGAGCUUAAUCUAUUGGGCAAAAAGGAGGUCAAUGCUUCUCAAAGAGUUCCCUUACCACCCCCAUAUAUGAGAACUUCAAAGCCUUCUCAUGCAGCUAGGUUUGAGCCGAUUAUCCCUCGCCAGUAUGGCAACAGCCUCCCAAUGGGAACAGCUCCUUCUGCCCCAAGUUCGACUUACGACAAUCAACUUUGUCCUAUUUGUCUGACUAAUACAAAAGACAUGGCCUUUGGAUGUGGACAUCAGACUUGUUGUGAAUGUGGAAAAGAGCUUAAGUCAUGCCCCAUCUGCAGAAGCUGCAUUAACACUAGAAUUAAGCUUUACUAAGGUUAUUGUUGUUGUUGACCAUUCAUGUACAUGUAUCAAUCUAAUUAAUGAAUUUUAUAUUACUUUUUCUUUCUGCCA
Messenger RNA from Medicago truncatula (barrel medic), 2180 nucleotides. RefSeq names its product E3 ubiquitin-protein ligase RGLG2. Gene Ontology annotation, biological process: protein ubiquitination. Bases 765 to 2102 code for a protein of 445 amino acids. Gene Ontology annotation, cellular component: nucleus. The record is from RefSeq and is a predicted model, not a curated record. The transcript is spliced from 11 exons. Gene Ontology annotation, molecular function: ubiquitin-protein transferase activity. NCBI's taxonomy places the organism in Eukaryota, Viridiplantae, Streptophyta, Magnoliopsida, Fabales, Fabaceae.